Oncorhynchus kisutch (coho salmon) is the source of this 555-nucleotide messenger RNA. RefSeq names its product keratin, type I cytoskeletal 13-like. Bases 28 to 555 code for a protein of 175 amino acids. Gene Ontology annotation, molecular function: structural molecule activity. The transcript is spliced from 4 exons. The record is from RefSeq and is a predicted model, not a curated record. Gene Ontology annotation, cellular component: cytoskeleton. NCBI's taxonomy places the organism in Eukaryota, Metazoa, Chordata, Actinopteri, Salmoniformes, Salmonidae.
GGAGGUGGUGGCGGUUAUGGUUUCGGCAUGGGAGGGGGUGGUGGUGGCGGCAGUGGAGCCGACCUCCGUGUGUCGGCCAAGGAGAAGGCCACAAUGCAGAACCUGAGCGACCGCCUGUCCACCUACUUGGAGAAGGUGCCCUUGCUGGAGGUGGCCAACGGCGAGCUGGAGCUGAAGAUCAGUCAGUUCCUGGAGCGCAAGGCGUCCCCCAGCGCUCGUGACUACUCUGGCUUCUACGCCACCUUGCAGCACAAGAUCCAGGCUGCCACUCGUGUAAAUGGAGGUGUCUACAUGUAUCUCAGCAUUGACAAUGAAAAGCUCGCUGCAGAUGACUUCAGAACCAAGUAUGAGAACGAGCUGACCAUGCAUCAGUCCGUGGAGGCGGACAUCCCCGGGCUGAAGAGGAUGCUGGACGAGAUGACCAUGGCCAGAUCUGACCUGGAGAUGCAGAUUGAGGGGCUGAAGAAGGAGCUCAUCUAUCUCAAGAAGAACCAUAAGUGUUUUCUAUCCAAUGCUAUAAAUUAUAUGCAUAUCCUGGCUUCUGGGCCUGAGUAA